Canariomyces notabilis is the source of this 3816-nucleotide messenger RNA. RefSeq names its product putative SMC1 protein. Gene Ontology annotation, cellular component: nucleus; chromosome; cohesin complex. The record is from RefSeq and is a predicted model, not a curated record. Gene Ontology annotation, molecular function: ATP binding; protein binding; ATP hydrolysis activity. Bases 1 to 3816 code for a protein of 1271 amino acids. NCBI's taxonomy places the organism in Eukaryota, Fungi, Ascomycota, Sordariomycetes, Sordariales, Chaetomiaceae. The transcript has 4 exons. Gene Ontology annotation, biological process: sister chromatid cohesion.
AUGGGCAAGCUCAUACGACUGGAGCUUUUCAAUUUCAAAUCCUACAAGGGGCACCACACCCUUCUAUUUGGCGACUCCUAUUUCACCUCCAUCAUCGGUCCCAAUGGCUCCGGAAAGUCAAACUCCAUGGACGCUAUAUCCUUCGUUCUGGGUAUCAAGUCGUCACACCUGCGAUCCACGCAUCUUCGCGACCUCGUCUACCGCGGUCGCGUGAUGAAAACCUCCAAAAUUCAGGACGACGGAACCGCUGCGCCGGCUACGAAUGGCAACCACAUCAACGGUACCGAGAAUGGCGAGGACGAAGGCUCCUCGCAACGAGCAUCUCGGAAUGACCCAAAGACGGCCUGGGUCAUGGCCGUCUAUGAGGACGAUGCUGGUGACGAACAACGGUGGAAGCGGACCAUUACGAGCAACGGUUCUAGCGAAUACCGCAUCAACGACCGCAUAGUCACCGCACAACAGUAUAACCAGGCGCUGGAGGAAGAAAACAUUUUGAUUAAGGCGCGGAAUUUCCUCGUCUUUCAAGGAGAUGUCGAGGCAAUUGCGUCCCAAUCCCCACAGGAUCUGACGCGCCUGAUCGAGCAGAUAUCGGGGAGUCUAGAGUACAAGGCUGAGUACGAGAGGCUCCAGGCAGAGGCCGAGCAGGCCGCAGAGAACCAGAAUUUCCAACUCCACAGGAGGAGGGGCAUCAACUCGGAAAUCAAACAGUAUCAGGAGCAGAAGAAAGAGGCUGAAAAUUUCCAGAAAAAAAACGAGGAGCGAGAUGAGGCAGUCAUCACACAUAUCCUGUGGAAGCUCUAUCACUUCCAGCGCGUAAUGGACGAGUCUAGCGCCAAGAUCCAGGAGCAUCAGGAGAACCUCAAGGAGUUUCGCCGUAACGUGGAGGCCUUUGAGAAGAAACUUGAAGCGGCCCGCAAGGAGCAAGCAACCACCGGACGCGAGGUCAGCAAAGUUGAAAAGAGCAUAAAGGCUAAAGAGAAGAGCAUUGAAGACAGAGAAAACAGCCUCGUCCCAGUGGAUGAGAAGAUAUCACAGAGCUCUCAGGACAUAGCCCUGCUUCAGAAGCGGAUUGUCGACGUCAAGAAGGACCGGGACGAGAAGGCGGCAAACGUCCAAAAACUGAAAAAAGACCUGGCCACGGUAGAGAAGGCACAUCAACAAUUUGAGAAGCAGUGGUCCGAGACGCUAAAGAAACAAGGCAAAGAGCUGAGCGACGCGGACCGUAAGGAGUACACAACCCUUCAAGCAGAGGCCAUGAGAAAAUCAUCAGAUAACAGGGCAAAGCUGGCCAAUCUGGAGCGCCAGCUAAAAAGCGACGAGGUGACGGUAAACAGUCUCAAAGGCAAGAUUGACAAUUUCGAGGGAGCCGUGGAGAAACUACAAAGUGAGGUCCAGGCGAUCAAGGAUCGCAGGAACGCUAGCCAAGAUUCUGUUCGCCAAAUCACGAGCGAUAUUGAUGCCAAAAAGAAGGAGUUUAACGGCGUCCAAUCUGAGCGCAUCAGGAUCAACAACAGGCAUACCGAACUGGAAGAAAAGCUCCGCGAGGUGCUGAGGAAGCUUGACGACGCAGAUAUGGGACGAAGACAAAACGAAAAGGAGAUGAAGAUGAGAAACAUGAUCAGCGAUCUUAAGCGCAUCUACCCUGGCGUCCGGGGACGAGUUGGCGAGCUGUGCAAGCCCAAGCAGAAAAAGUUCGAUGAAGCCGUCAUCACUGCGCUGGGUCGCGAAUUCGACGCAGUCGUUGUUGACACCGAGAAGACUGGCGUCGACUGUGUUCAGUACCUUAAAGACCAGCGGUUUCCACCGAUUACCUUCAUCCCUCUCGACAACAUCAAAGUCAACACUUCCAACUCUGCCGUAAAGGGCAUUUCUGGUGCACGGUUAACCAUCGACACUAUCGACUUUGACCCUUCGCUGGAACGGGCAAUUGCAUACGCCUGUGGUGGCUCGGUAGUCUGCGACAGUCUCGACGUUGCCAAGGACAUAGUUUAUAACAAGAAGAUCCAGGUCAAAGCGGUAACUCUUCAGGGAUACGUCAUCCACAAAGCCGGCACCAUGUCCGGUGGUCGGUUGCCAGACGAGAAGGGAGGGAAGCGCCGCUUUGAGGAGCACGACGUCCAGAACCUGCAGCGAAUAGCCGAGAAGUUCAGAGACGACAUUGCCAAGUUGCCUCGGCCGGGGAGGCGAGGGGCUGCCGAAGAGGCUCUGCAAAACGAGAUUGCUGCGCUGGAACAACGCCUCCGCCUCCAGCAGAGCGAGCUGGUUGCCUUUGAAAAGAACCUCAAGAGCAAAGAGAAGGAGCUUAGCCAUGCAAAAAAGGAACUCAAGGAAUAUGAGCCCAAAUAUGCGGAGAAGGAAGGGGAGCUGCAGCGCACCCGUGCCACGGUGCAAAAGUUCGAAAAGGCCAUCGCUGACGUCGAGGAUAAAAUCUUCGCUGGGUUCUGCAAGAGGCUCGGGUACGAGAAUAUCCGUGCCUACGAAGCUCAGCAAGGUAGUCUCGAGCAGGAGGCUGCACAGAAGCGUCAAGAUUUCGACCUGCAGAAGCAGCGCAUCCAGAACAGUUUGUCUUGGGAGCUAUCACAGCAGAGCACAGCCUCUGACCGGAUUCGUGCUAUGGAGGCGACGCUGCAGCGCCACCAAAAAGACCUGGAAGCCUACCAACAGGAGAAAUCGGAUAUUGAGGAAGCGAUGGCACAGGACCAGGACGAGCUCGAGGCUCUCCAGGAGUCACUGGAAGAGGUCCGGGCCAGCCAUGCUGAAAAGACCAAAAAGGUUGCCGAGGCAAAGCAGGAUCUACAGAAGAAGAGCAAGGAGAUCGAGGCCAGGUUAAAGGAGAUUAGUAGCCUCGAAUCGACCGUGCAGAAGAACAGCGCUGGGAAGUUUGCGCUCCUGAGGAGAUGCAAGCUAGAGCAGAUUCAAAUUCCAUUGCGGAAGGGCUCGCUCGAAAACAUUCCAAACGAGGAUGUGCUACUCCGGAAAGAUCAAGAUGCCAUGGAGAUGGACGAGGAAGAGGACGAAGACGAAGUCCUGGAAGCUGCCAUGGACGAUUACGGCAUCGAAGUGGACUUUGACGGCCUAGACGAUAGUCUCAAGAAUGCAAGUCUCCGCUCCUACAAGCUCCAGGAACGGAUCAACUCGCUCACGGCAGAAUUGGAGAAGCUCAACCCCAACAUGCGCGCCAUGGAGCGCCUUGAGAGCGUCAAAUCGCGCCUGGAGGCCACCGAAAAGGACUUUGAGGAUUCUCGCGUCGCUCUACGCGCUGCUCGCGAGGCCUUCGCCCAAGUCAAGGCGAAGCGCUUCGAAACAUUCAACCGCGCUUUCACCCACAUCCAGGAGCAGAUAACCCACGUGUACAAGGACCUCACGCGGUCUGACGCCUACCCGCUCGGCGGGCAGGCGUAUCUCGACAUUGAGGAGGAUACGGACACGCCGUACCUGUCGGGGAUCAAGUACCACGCCAUGCCGCCGCUCAAGCGGUUUCGCGACAUGGAGCACCUCUCGGGCGGUGAGAAGACCAUGGCGGCAUUGGCGCUGCUCUUCGCCAUCCACAGCUACCAGCCUAGCCCGUUUUUCGUUCUGGACGAGGUGGACGCCGCGCUGGACAAUGCCAACGUUGAGAAGAUCAAGAAGUAUAUCCGGGAGCAUGCUGGGCCGGGCAUGCAGUUCAUCGUCAUCAGCCUGAAGCCGACGCUCUUCCAGGACAGUGAGAGCUUGGUGGGCGUGUACAGGGAUCAGGACAUCAAUAGCUCGAGGACUCUGACUUUGGAUGUGAGUGGCCUUCCUUUCCUGCUAUCUUUUUGGUUGACCUUUUACUGA